AUGGACGGAUUCAGUGGAUAUAAUCAGAUCCGGAUGGACAAAGACGACGUCCCUAAGGUAUCAUUCAUUACUGACUUUGGUGUAUUCUGUUAUUUGGUUAUGGCAUUUGGGCUUAAGAAUGCAGGAGCCACAUACCAACGCCUGGCAAACAAGAUGUUCAAGCAUCUGAUAGGUAAAACUAUGGAAGUAUACGUCGAUGAGAUGCUAGUGAAAAGCUUGAAUAAAGCGGAUCACCUAGAGCAUUUGAAAGAAGCUUUUGAGGUCCUGAGGACGCAUAAGAUGAUGUUGAACCCAGCCAAGUGUGCCUUUGGGGUUGGUUCCGGGAAAUUCCUUGGUCUAAUGGUCUCCAAACGUGGUAUUGAGGCCAACCCUGACAAAAUAAAAGCUAUCCUCGACAUGGAACCGCCCAAAAGUAUAAGGGAUGUACAAAAGUUAACAGCUUUGAAGAAGGUUAAGAAUUUCGAGUGGACAGAAGAGAGCCAAGUAGCUUUUGAGGAACUAAAGAAGUACAUGGCAGAGCCACCUCUCCUAUCGAAACCCAUUGAUGGAGAGACCUUGUAUGUAUACCUGGCUGUUUCAGAACAAGCACUGAGUGCUGUAUUAGUUCGAGAGGAGUUGAAAGUUCAAAAACCGGUCCCGAAGGCUAGUGGAAGAUUAAUCAAGUGGGCAAUUGAGCUCGGGGAGUUCGAUAUCCGAUACAAACCGCGAACAGCGAUUAAGGCUCAAACUUUAGCUGACUUCCUCGUUGAAUGUACCAUUAACAACGGGGAAGUCGGGGGGCAAGAGGAAAAGAUUGAGGACAAGGUUGAAAACAAGGGUGAAGUACCCAAGCAACCUAAAGAAUAUUGGUUACUAUUUUUUGACGGGGCUUCAAAAACAAAAGGUAGUGGUGCAGGACUUGUGCUCCAAAGCCCCGAUGGCUUUACUGUGGAAUACGCCAUUAAGCUGGACUUCCCAACUACUAACAACGAAGCCGAAUAUGAGGCUUUGAUAGAUGGGCUUGGAUUAGCCAGGACCCUGAGGGUAAGGAACUUGAAGGUCUGUGGUGACUCGAAGCUGGUGGUUUUCCAAGUGAAUGGUGAGUUUGAAGCUCGGGAAGACACAAUGCUUAGAUAUCUGAGGAUUGUAAAGACUCAAAUGGCAUUGUUCGAAGAAUGUAUUGUAGAAUAUUUGCCAAGAGAGGAGAACACUAAGGCUGAUGCCUUGUCCCAAUUUGCAUCCUCUGAUGAUGAGGUAUGCUCGGGAAGUGUUUAUUAUCAGGUUAUGAGAACCCCAAGCAUCGAUGCAAAAUUGGUUGCUCCGAUUGAUACGGGAGCCACCUGGAUGGAUGAAAUCAAAUUGUACCUUGAAAAUGGCCAUCUACCAACCAAUGCUGAUGAAACACGAAAGUUGCAGGUAAGGGCCCUUAAGUACGUGCUCAUUGAGGGGAUCUUAUAUCGGAAGUCGUUUGUCAUCCCCUACUUGAGGUGCCUAAGGCCUGAUGAGGCACGAGAGGCUCUUAGGGAAGUUCAUGAAGGGGUGUGUGGCCAACAUCUUGGAGGAAGGGCAUUGGCUCACAAAGUCACCCGUCUAGGAUUUUAUUGGCCUGACAUGCUAAAGCAUGCCCAAGAAUAUGUGAAGAGGUAUGGAAUACCACGAAUCAUGGUGACAGACAAUGGGACCCAGUUCAACAAUGCUGAGUUUAAGAGUUAUUCUGAAGAUUAUUCAAUUGAACUGCGCUUCACCUCGAUUGCUCAUCCUCAAGCUAACGGACAAGCUGAGGUGGCUAAUAGGAUAAUCCUUGAUGGACUGAAAAAGAGGGUUGAGAAGGCCCACGGGUCAUGGGCCGAGGAACUGCUUCCAAUACUUUGGGCGUAUCGAACAACUUGUAAAGUCUCUACCGGAACAACCCCAUUCCAGUUAGCUUAUGGAGCUGAGGCAGUCGUACCCCUAGAAAUCACACAUACUUCCUUAAGGGUCCAGCAAUAUGAGCCGGAAGCCAAUGAGGAAGGCAUGAGACUUGCACUCGACAUGAUUGAUGAAAUCCGUGAUGAAGCUCAUGCUAAGAUUGUGGAAAACCAGAAGCGAGCUUCCUACUAUUACAACCUACGAGUUAAAGAACGAUACUUUCGAGAAGGAGAUCUAGUACUUAGAAAGGUUGAAGCCUCUGGGGUGGGCCCCAAGGGCAAGAUGGCUCCUAACUGGGAAGGCCCAUAUCAAAUUAAGGCUGUUACGGGCCAUGGCUCAUACAAGCUUCAGACCCUUGAAGGAAUUGAAGUCCCAAGAAGUUGGCACGCGACCAACUUGAAGAUAUAUUAUGUUUGA
Molecule: messenger RNA, 2304 nt
Organism: Daucus carota subsp. sativus
Lineage: Eukaryota; Viridiplantae; Streptophyta; Magnoliopsida; Apiales; Apiaceae
Exons: 4
Coding region: 1-2304 (767 amino acids)
Biological process (GO): DNA integration
Molecular function (GO): nucleic acid binding; RNA-DNA hybrid ribonuclease activity
Source: RefSeq, a predicted model, not a curated record